AUGCGUACAAGGACCCACUACAAAAAGGCGAUCCAAAAAAUCCGUCACCGAACUGAAGUUCUCACUGCCGAUGCAGCAGCAGAUGAGCAGCUUGCUCUAGCUGCGCUGAGUGGUGACUUGGAUAGUGAAGGCUACUUCCCCAACAUCCGUGUGCGCUGCCAAGAUCUGGCACACGCCAUUCGGUCACAGAAAGCGGGGACUUUGACAAGCCUGCUCAAGAUCAAGGGCAAAUUUGCCAAGCGUGGCAUUGAGCCAGCUCAGAAAUAUUUUCCAGAACCUGACUCCCAACCACCUGAUACUGAUGACGAAUUUCCGUUCUGGGAGGAUGAUGUUACGGUGUUGGAUGAUGGGGAUUCAGGAUCUGACAUGGAAUGUCCCCGCUCCCCUUUGUCCAAGUUAAGUGAUGAUCGUGAUUCUGAUCCUUUGCCUGAGUUCGGGGAUGGCAAGGUGGACUUGGGUGGGGAUGAUACCAAGUUCUAUGAAGUCGAUCAGUUUGAUGAUGGGAAGCCCAAGUUGGCCAAGUUUCCUCGUGAUGAGGGCUUCAUUCAGACCCCUUUUCUUGGAGAUGAUGGUGACACUAUUGUUGUUGAUGAUGAAGAGACUUGGAUUCUUGGUCAAGAACCACCCCCAGAGGAACGGCUUAGUGAGACCCGACACGUUGUGGUCAACACGCAAUUGUUUAAUUCCCAGUUGCGACGCGCCAAUGCAGCUUAUUUUGAGUCUUAGCUGGCCAGUUUGUAAUUUCAAAUUCAUUUGAUGUUGGAAUUCCAGCACUGAGACAUAGAUAGAAGAGGGAGAGCACGA
Cladocopium goreaui is the source of this 804-nucleotide messenger RNA. The record is from the annotation of a GenBank genome assembly. NCBI's taxonomy places the organism in Eukaryota, Dinophyceae, Suessiales, Symbiodiniaceae.